This is a messenger RNA of Baudoinia panamericana UAMH 10762, 723 nucleotides long. RefSeq lists its product as uncharacterized. The transcript is spliced from 3 exons. Gene Ontology annotation, molecular function: RNA polymerase II general transcription initiation factor activity; DNA binding. Bases 1 to 723 code for a protein of 240 amino acids. The record is from RefSeq and is a predicted model, not a curated record. Gene Ontology annotation, biological process: DNA-templated transcription initiation. Lineage: Eukaryota; Fungi; Ascomycota; Dothideomycetes; Mycosphaerellales; Teratosphaeriaceae.
AUGACGCACCCUUCCACGGCUGAGCAGGCGGCGCGGUUCACGGCUCCUAUGGCAUUAUCGUUCGACGAGAAGCAGAACGGGCAAGCAUCAUCCAUUUCUACACUGAAUGGAGAAGGCACACAGGGUUCAAGCGCACCGGCUGUCGCAACGCCAGCUGCACCGGGCGCUCAGAACGGAGUGAGCGGCAUUGUACCUACUCUUCAGAACAUUGUCGCCACAGUGAACCUGGACUGCCGCCUUGACCUCAAAACGAUCGCGCUUCAUGCGCGUAACGCCGAGUACAAUCCGAAGCGUUUCGCCGCCGUGAUUAUGCGCAUUCGCGAGCCGAAGACGACUGCCCUGAUCUUCGCCUCUGGCAAGAUGGUGGUGACUGGUGCGAAGUCAGAGGAUGACAGCAAGCUUGCUAGCCGCAAGUACGCGCGCAUCAUUCAGAAGCUUGGCUUUAACGCCAAGUUUACAGACUUCAAGAUUCAGAAUAUUGUCGGAUCAUGCGACAUCAAGUUUCCCAUCCGUCUCGAGGGUCUGGCUUCGCGCCAUCACAUGUUCAGCUCUUACGAGCCCGAACUCUUCCCUGGUCUCAUCUACCGCAUGAUGAAGCCAAAAAUUGUUCUGCUCAUCUUUGUCUCCGGCAAGAUAGUUCUUACCGGCGCCAAGGUUCGCGAGGAGAUCUAUCAGGCUUUUGAGCUCAUUUACCCUGUGCUCUCGGACUUCCGCAAAACCUGA